UCUUGUUAAAGCGAAGAAAGAUAAGAAGAUAUUCGUCAGACGCUCCUUUCAUCUCUUUCUCCCCUCUAAGAUCGCCAUAAGGGUUUAGGUUGGCGACAUGUCGAUUCACAGGAGGACAAGUACAUCUGAAGAUAGGAUAAGCAGUUUACCCAAUACAUUGUUAUGUCAGAUUCUAUCGUACCUCUCUACGGAAGAUUCGGUUCGGACCAGCGCUUUGUCUAAACGGUGGACCCAUCUCUGGUUGCAUGUUCCUGCUUUGGAGUUGGACUCCAGUAAGUUUCCUGAUGAUUUCGAAUUUGGGGAUUUUUUCGAUAACUUCCUGGAGUCUGGCGAAGAAGACAUAAAGAGAUUUGAUUUGGUCUACAAUGUUGAUGAGCACAUUCAUGAAGAUUUUGUGGCGAGGAUUGAUGAUGUGGUUAAUCGUGGAGUUUGUCAUCUAACUAUUCUCAACGAGUUGGAUGUUGAAGAAGAGUUAGUUAGGAUGCCUCUCUCGCUCUAUUCAUGCAGGACAUUGGUGAGUUUAAAUCUAUAUUGUGUAGUUUUCGAUGCUUCCCGGACGGCGGUUGUUUCUUUGCCUCGUCUCAAGACUAUGCAUUUAGAGGCAGUUAAAUUUGACGGAAUGUGGCUUCUUGGGGGUUUCAUUUCAAGAUGUUCGGUUCUUGAAGAGUUAACCAUAGUCACGGAUGAUGGUGAUGAACUCGGAGUUGUAAUUGUGAGCUCAAAGUCGCUAAAAAGCUUCAAAUUAAAAUCUAUGCGUAGUGAGGAAACUGAAGACGAAGGUGAUCCUACUGUUGUGAUUGAUGCUCCAAGACUUGAGUUUAUGAGUAUCACUGAUUACCAAUCUAAAAGGUUGGUAAUUGACAAUAUUGGUCCCUUUGCAAAGGUGGACAUUGAUUUUAUCUUUAAAGUGGAGGAUAAUGAUUCAUUUGGAGCUAUGAUCAUUGAUUUUCUGACCAAGUUAUCCACAGUCCGUGAAAUGAUCAUCUCUUCCAGAACGCUGGAGAUGAUCCAUGAUAACUGCGAAUGGGAACUGCUACCUCAAUUUGCUAAUAUGUCUCACUUGCAUGCUUCGUUCCUUGAAACAUCGUGGAAACUGUUGCUAACUUUUCUUGGCUGCUGUCCAAAUCUACAGUCACUUGACUUGGAAUUUGACUCUUUUCCAGAGCCAGAAGAGAUUGAACUUUCAUUUGUGCCGCAAUGUUUCCAAUCAUCUCUCCAGUUUGUUGGACUGAGGACACCAAUCAGGGUCGAAGGAACAUUAAGUGAGAUGAAACUACCAAUGCUCUUUUUAAGGAAUUGCAAAGUCCUGAAAAAACUGAUGCUUAAUGAGAGUUUCAGAAACGUCAUCCAGAAAGUUAGAGGGAUUCCGAAAAUGUCGCCCCAGUUUCUAACUGUGGCUCUUUCAAAUAUCUAG
Brassica oleracea var. oleracea is the source of this 1414-nucleotide messenger RNA. RefSeq names its product F-box/FBD/LRR-repeat protein At1g80470-like. The coding region runs from base 98 to 1414 and encodes 438 amino acids. Lineage: Eukaryota; Viridiplantae; Streptophyta; Magnoliopsida; Brassicales; Brassicaceae. The transcript is spliced from 4 exons. Gene Ontology annotation, molecular function: protein binding. The record is from RefSeq and is a predicted model, not a curated record.